CAUGCCUGUUAAAUUAAUGCUGUCUGUUUAAGUGUCCAUACGUCACAACCGUGCUGCUAUGACGUCAUCAGGAAGAACGCUGACCGAAAGAUGGCCGCAUUCCGCUGUUGCCGAGACCCGUGUGGUUUCGUUUGUCUCAUUUUAACUUAUUUUAGCGUUUUUUAUGCCGACUAUGUCGUGAUCCAAUAUGUCCUUAUCCCCGCGUAUUCCGGAAGUGUAUGGUGCACUCUCCAUGGAUCUGUGUUUAAUAUUAUUCUGUUACUACUGCUGGCGUGCCAUUCAAAAGCAGUGUUCUCUGACCCUGGUAUGGUUCCUUUGCCCGAGACAGCCAUCGACUUCUCUGACUUAAGGUCCCAGUCUAACCGCCUCAAUGACAGAGGCUGUGAGGGCUGGACAGUGUGCAGUCGCUGCGAGACGUAUCGACCUCCCCGUGCCCAUCACUGCAGAGUUUGUCAGCGCUGUAUUAGGAGAAUGGACCAUCACUGCCCAUGGAUCAAUAACUGUGUUGGAGAGCUCAAUCAGAAAUACUUCAUUCAGUUCCUGUUCUACACAGGCAUGGCCAGUCUAUAUUCCAUGGCACUCGUGGUGUCGGCAUGGGUGUGGAGAAUAAGGAGUGAAAGAGAUGGAGAUGGAGAUGAAGGAGAAGAAGCUCCCAGCAAACAUUUGAUUGUGGCACAUUAUAUCAUUCUGUUGGUGGAGUCAAUACUGUUUGGAGUUUUUGUCUUGGUCAUUUUCUAUGACCAGCUGGUGUCCAUUAUAACAGAUGAGACGCCUAUUGAGCAGAUGAGAAACAGGCUGAUGAAAGACAAACCCAACAACAGUCAACCGACACACGUCGGGCACACAAGAAAACCAAAAAUCGCAUUGCUUCGGGAGGUGUUUGGACGUGGAUCAAUACUAUGUUGGCUGUUACCUCUCCAUUCCGCCCCUCCCUCCGCUGGUGGCAUCAGUUAUUCAGCACUUACCGAUUAUGAUGUUUAAAAUGUCUUUUUCAUCAGGUCAUUUACACUGUCAUGUUUAGGACACUGUGAAUAUUGUGUUACUAAUUUCAGAUUAAGUCAUUUUGUUAUGACAAAUAAAAAAGAAGAUUUUAUUUCUAUGAAGAAUGCUGCCUUUGGUUCCUGAACACAAACCCUCUGUUUUAAGUUACUUUUUAGGACAAAAGUUACAAUAUAUCCCCAGUCACCCCAUACGUCUGUGUCCAUUUAGUUAUUUAUUUUUUGCCUAAAUCUUACAUUUUUGUUCUCUGAUGAUGUCUACAUAACACACUAACAGUUACACGAGGUCUGCUAUGUUGACUUGUUUUCUUUAAAUGGACAUAAGUGUUUAUUUCAGGUAAAUGAACUUGUCAUUGUGUGUUUCAUUUCAGUCUGUUCGAGUACAUGGACUGUACUCUAUUUUACAUAUUUGUAUUGUAUAUAAAGACGUAUUUUAUAUCUUUAAUGUCUGAGAAAAUGUUGCUGCAUUUUUAAGGUACUGGACUACUUUUGUUGAAGUGCUUUUCUAUUUGGUUUGUUAUGUUAAUGGUUUGCUGUUUGUUGACAGCUUGAGGGAUGUGUGUACAUAACAGAUCAAUUAUGUAUAUUGAUAAUGUUUACAUUGAUAUUUAUUGUAAUUUAUUGUGUGUCUACAUGCUGCUCUGACUUAUGUGAAGUAAAUAAUGUC
This is a messenger RNA of Paramisgurnus dabryanus, 1665 nucleotides long. Its product is annotated as palmitoyltransferase ZDHHC3. Gene Ontology annotation, molecular function: palmitoyltransferase activity. NCBI's taxonomy places the organism in Eukaryota, Metazoa, Chordata, Actinopteri, Cypriniformes, Cobitidae. The record is from RefSeq and is a predicted model, not a curated record.